Phytophthora infestans T30-4 is the source of this 429-nucleotide messenger RNA. RefSeq lists its product as uncharacterized. Lineage: Eukaryota; Oomycota; Peronosporomycetes; Peronosporales; Peronosporaceae. The record is from RefSeq and is a predicted model, not a curated record. Bases 1 to 429 code for a protein of 142 amino acids. The transcript has 2 exons.
AUGUCGUAUACGAAGCAGAAAGACCUCAGCCCCAUGAUCGUCACACCGAUCGGGUGGGGGCUCCACCAGCGAGGGAAAGCGAGUACCCACGUACUACAAGACUUUGACCAAGAUACACUCGUUUUUGCUCGCGACAUCCCUGGACCAGAGAAGCGCAUCCGCUAUUUGUUUCAAGUGCGGAGAGCUCAGUGGGAACUGGCCGACGGGAGACGGAAGCUGACAGCAAGCUUGGCGAUUAUCGAUUCCGAUGCGAAUAGACGAAGCAUCCAGGUAUCUGUCACGGAGAUGGACGAAAACUCGAUUAAGGUGGCCUGUGAUCACUGGGCUAGUUGUGAGAGCAAACUGCACGCAGAGUACUUGAUGAUUCAGUGGACUCAAUUUGCUGUAUGGUGGGAGCAACUGACAGUGCCGUCCAACUUGCUUCUUUAA